AUGGAGCAAGUCGGUGUUGCUUCCAGAAUUUUGACAAACAACGCUUUUAAAAGGCGCGCAUGUGCAAAUUGCACCGUCGUGAAAACGAAAUGCACGCGGCCUGCCGGUGACCAUCACUGCGAACGAUGCAGUCGCCUCGGAAAACAUUGCGUCUAUUUCGAUCUACCUCAGACAAGGCGCAAGCAACGGAUGACCAGACGGCUCGAGGGGCUUGAGUCCAGGUUUGAUGAUUUUGUAGCACAGCUAUCUUCGCCUCUGAGGGAAGGCAGCAGCAGCAGCUUCACAGAUGACGCUACUUCAUCGCCGAGCGUCAGGCCAGUUGACCGGCUGGUUCCAAGUUCUGCUCUUUCUCUGCCUGUAGCGGGUCGUUCUGGACCAUUGCAGUCAUCCUUCUGGAGAUCGACAAUCCCUCCACCAUAUCAGGAGAUGCCUACCUUCACGACUGGCGCUUCUAGCGGCUAUGUUGACAUUCUUAGUCGAGGCAUCCUGACCGAAGAGCGUGCAGAGCUUCUCGGCGAGGAGUUCCAGGCUAUAAUUAGCUCACAGCUCAUGAAGCAGAUUGACAGUAGUUUGGACGCCCUGCAAGCUCUUCUGGCUUUCACCGCUUGGAAUCAUUAUUUCACCGUGUCUCAGGAUCAUACGCAGCUCUUUAUUCAGACACAGCUAUGUGUUACUUCGGUCUAUCAUCUAAAUCUCUAUAAGGGAGGCGCAACAACUUCAACAGAGAUCCGCGCGCUUCUAGGCACAUACUAUUUGUCAGCUUGUGUUUCUAGAGCGCUUCGAAGGUCGCAUGUGAUGAAGAAUAGCAAGCGUAUAGAAGAGUACUGCGAUCGCCUUGUGACGGUCCAAGAGUACGAAACAGACCGAUUUAUCAGGCCACUUGUGCGUUCGGAGUCACUAUGUUGCCGACUUAGCGAUACCUUUCGCUAUGACAAGUUAGAAGCUAGCAAUUCAAUACAUAGCAAUGCAGCCGUGCGCGCCAUGGUUGACGGUUUCUUGAACGAGCUAGAGCUUAUUAAGAUGCUCUCUACAACAGAUGCCAGUCUCACUGAGAUAGAGUUCAGCUACAUUCAAUCCUACAUACAAGAAGGCGCAUUCCACCACGAGCUCUUGGUUACUAAAUCACUGCCGGCGGUUCAGGAUAAAGAGCAGUCAAGACGGGAGGCCCAUAGCGGUGAGUUGCCUGUUUACAGCCCUGUCAGAGCCACGAUGCUAUGGCAGAUGCAGGAUUCCAACAAGACUUGCAUACGCCACUUUUUGGCCACAACCGAGACGACAAUGCUUCGCAUGCCACAUACUGUGAUUUUAAGGCUUUGUUAUGUACUUGCCAGCCUUAUCAAGCUCACAUUUACCGGGAUAGUUGGCUCUUCAAUGCCGGCGCAAUCGGAGGCAGCUUUUAUUUCUUCACAACAAUAUCCAUACAGGUCCAACAUUGCCCAUCCAAUAGCGCAGCUCACAUCCGAAAGUGCCGACGCUUUACAUCGCAUCGACGAGAUGGCUGCAAAAGUUGAAAUUUUCUUAAAAUCUCCCUUCGCCGCUCUCAAUGGUAACCAUGCCAUUGUAAAUGGCUUUGCAUUGAAGCUUAAGAGACUUUCCAGCGCAUACCGCAGCAAGCUUCAGAAUAUCAACGCAGGAUUGUAUCCCUCGUCAGGUCACAGUGAACCUAUGGUUGACUGCCUUAAAGAUGGAAGUUUAGGACUAGCCCGUCCUGUGCAAAAUUGA
Messenger RNA from Trichoderma atroviride IMI 206040, 1722 nucleotides. The record is from RefSeq and is a predicted model, not a curated record. Lineage: Eukaryota; Fungi; Ascomycota; Sordariomycetes; Hypocreales; Hypocreaceae.